UGCAUCGGCAUCGGCGACAUCAAAAAAUAAUAAAAAUCAUCCAGCACCGUCAGCGGCGGAAGAGUCAUUCAAGUUUGCUUAAAUUUUGUUGAUUGUAGUUGCACUUUAUUAGUGAAAAUCAUGUCUGCCAGAUACGAUCGGGCUGUAACUGUUUUUUCGCCGGAUGGUCACUUGCUACAAGUGGAAUACGCCCAGGAAGCUGUUCGAAAGGGAUCUACUGCCGUCGGUGUCCGAGGAAAGGAUGUAGUCGUUCUGGGAGUUGAAAAAAAGUCUGUUGCAAAGUUACAAGAGGAACGAACAGUUCGGAAAAUUUGUCUAUUAGACCAUCAUGUAGUGAUGGCAUUUGCGGGGCUCACAGCCGAUGCUCGUAUUUUGAUUAAUCGAGCCCAAGUGGAAUGCCAGAGUCACAAACUGAAUGUCGAAGAUCCGGUUACCUUGGAAUAUAUUACCCGAUUCAUUGCCGGGCUGAAACAAAAGUAUACCCAGAGCAACGGAAGAAGACCAUUCGGAAUUUCUUGCCUCAUUGGCGGAUUCGAUUACGAUGGGCAGCCUCACUUGUAUCAGACGGAACCGUCCGGAAUUUAUUACGAAUGGAAGGCAAAUGCUACGGGUCGAUCGGCUAAAACUGUGCGGGAGUUUUUGGAGAAGUACUACAGUCCGGAGCAGGUGGAUACUGAAGAUGGAGCAAUUAAGCUGGCCAUCAAAGCUCUGCUGGAAGUGGUCCAAUCCGGGCAGAAAAAUCUGGAAGUUGCAGUUAUGAAGCGGAAUCAGCCAAUGCAGAUGCUGGAUGCGGAAACCAUCGAGAAGUAUGUUGCUAUCAUUGAGAAGGAGAAGGAGGAGGAAGCGGAAAAGAAGAAGCAGAAGAAGUAAGCGCUUGGUGUAGGUAAGAAUCGGUACUUUACUUUCAUAUUCGUAACGAAUAAUGUCGGAAUAAAUUUACAUCUGUUUCAAAUACAAAACUUAUAGGAACAAAAGGAA
Molecule: messenger RNA, 978 nt
Organism: Armigeres subalbatus
Lineage: Eukaryota; Metazoa; Arthropoda; Insecta; Diptera; Culicidae
Gene: Prosalpha4
Product: proteasome subunit alpha type-7-1
Exons: 2
Coding region: 121-870 (249 amino acids)
Biological process (GO): proteasomal protein catabolic process; ubiquitin-dependent protein catabolic process
Cellular component (GO): proteasome core complex, alpha-subunit complex; proteasome core complex; nucleus
Source: RefSeq, a predicted model, not a curated record